AUGUGGAUUUUUGACUGGUUUCAAGAUAUAUUAUCAUCAUUAGGAUUAUGGAAUAAACAUGCCAAAUUAUUGUUUUUAGGGUUAGAUAAUGCUGGUAAGACUACUCUUUUACAUAUGUUAAAGAAUGAUAGAUUAGCCACUUUACAACCAACAUUACAUCCAACUUCUGAAGAAUUGGCCAUUGGAUCAGUUAGAUUUACUACUUUUGAUUUAGGUGGGCAUCAACAAGCUAGAAGAUUAUGGAAAGAUUAUUUCCCUGAAGUCAAUGGUAUUGUGUUUUUGGUUGAUGCUGCUGAUACUGAAAGAUUUGCUGAAUCUAAAGCAGAAUUGGAAAGUUUAUUUAGAAUUGAAGAAUUAAGUCAAGUUCCAUUUGUUAUUUUGGGUAAUAAGAUCGAUGUUCCUACUGCAGUGGGGGAAAUGGAAUUGAAAAAUGCCCUUGGAUUAUAUAAUACUACCGGUAAAGACACUGGUAAAUUGCCAGAAGGUACUAGACCAAUUGAGGUGUUUAUGGUUUCCGUUGUCAUGAGAUCUGGAUAUGGUGAGGCCUUCAAAUGGUUAUCACAAUACAUUUAA
This is a messenger RNA of Candida dubliniensis CD36, 573 nucleotides long. It is a transcript of the gene SAR1, whose product is annotated as Arf family GTPase. The record is from RefSeq and is a predicted model, not a curated record. NCBI's taxonomy places the organism in Eukaryota, Fungi, Ascomycota, Pichiomycetes, Serinales, Debaryomycetaceae. Gene Ontology annotation, cellular component: COPII vesicle coat; endoplasmic reticulum exit site. Gene Ontology annotation, molecular function: GTP binding; GTPase activity. The coding region runs from base 1 to 573 and encodes 190 amino acids. The transcript is spliced from 2 exons. Gene Ontology annotation, biological process: intracellular protein transport; vesicle organization; membrane organization.